GAAACAGAAGCAGAAACACGGUACCCUGAUCUGGUGGAUUCCUAAGAGGCGAGCAGCCAGGAUGCUCCGGCUCCUCUAGACAGAGUGUACCCCGUCCGUCGUGUGCGGGUUUUCUGGAUUUGGCUGCUGCCGCCGCCGCCGCCGCUGCUGCUGUUGUUUUGGGUUUUUUGUUGGGUUUUUUUUUUUGAGUCAUCACAUCGAAACUCAGUUGCCCUUCGUGAUCAACUUCUGAGGGGGGGAAAAUGGUGUUCUUCAUUUUGUCGUUAGCUCGCAGCAAACCCGGUUAACGAACGGAGUACGCUACGCGACAACACCAACACCAACACCACCCCCCCCCCGGCACGACUACCACUCUCCCUCCGAGGCACAUCUGUCCCAGGACUUGCUGAGCUGUGGGGAUUUAAUCAGCAACUGAUGCAUCUCGGGGUCUCUGAGUCCAUGAGAGAGUGUGAGUACAGCCAAAUUAGUACUCGUAGCUCCACCCCCAUGGAGACCCCUUAUAAGAAGAGGACCCCAAAGAAGAAGUGGGAGUCCUUCCCUGGUCGGAAUAAAUUUUACUGUGAUGGGAGGAUUAUGAUGGCCAGGCAGACAGGGGUGUUCUACCUCACACUUGUCCUCAUUCUGGUCACAUGUGGCCUCUUCUUCACUUUCGAUUGUCCGUUCCUGGCUGUCCAGCUGACCCCGGCCAUCCCAGUGAUAGGUGGCGUGUUGUUUUUGUUUGUGCUGGGAACGCUGCUGAGGACCAGCUUCAGUGACCCCGGGGUCCUGCCCAGAGCCACCCCAGAUGAGGCAGCUGACCUGGAGAGACAGAUAGAUGUGGCAAAUGGCACCUCGGGUUACCGGCCUCCACCAAGGACCAAGGAGGUGGUCAUCAACGGCCAGACAGUUAAACUGAAGUACUGUUUCACCUGCAAAAUCUUCAGGCCACCGCGAGCCUCUCACUGCAGCCUCUGUGACAACUGUGUGGAGCGUUUUGACCACCACUGUCCCUGGGUUGGGAACUGCGUGGGAAGGAGGAACUACCGCUUCUUUUAUAUGUUCAUCCUCUCCCUGUCUUUCCUUACCAUCUUCAUCUUCGCCUUUGUCAUCACACACGUCAUUUUACGGUCCCAUCAAAGGUUCCUCAACGCACUCAAAGACAGUCCUGCCACUGUGCUGGAGGUGGUGGUGUGCUUCUUCUCUGUUUGGUCCAUAGUGGGCCUGUCAGGUUUCCAUACCUACCUGAUCAGCUCCAAUCAGACCACCAAUGAAGAUAUUAAAGGCUCUUGGUCUUCUAAAAGGGGGAAGGAUAACUACAACCCUUACAGCCAUGGCAAUAUAUUCACUAACUGCUGUGCAGCACUGUGCGGACCCCUGCCACCAAGUCUAAUUAACAGACGGGACUUCAUCCAAUCCGAUACUCCGCAACUCGCACCGCCAACCAAUGGAAUCACUAUGUAUGGAGCCACCCAGUCCCAGCAGAGCCAUAUGUGUGACCAAGACCAGUGCAUUCAGAGCACCAAAUUCGUUUUGCAGGCUGCUGCCACACCUCUCCUCCAGCAGCAGAGCAGUGAGCCGGUCAUCCUUACCGCAUCCCCUGAUGAUGGAGGCUCUCUCCCGGGCCGCACCUCCCUCGGCUUGGGGGGGCCCUGUACCUCACUGCCCCUCGGCCAGCCAACGCCGCCCACAUCCACCUCCAACCUCAGCUGCCACGAGGCCACAGACAUGCUGCCAAUCCACGGACACAGCCACCCGCACAACCACAGCCACCCCCUCCAGGACCAGGGGGUUCACCAUCACUUCCUCACCCCAGAGGAGGCGCCCUCACCCCCGGGCAUGCUGCCCUGCGGUAGCCCCAUCGGCCACAGCCAUACCAUACAGGCCGGCUUUUACCAUCCAGCCAGCCAGGACUCCUUACACGAGGACUCUGUCAGGGGGCUGGUAAAACUCAGUUCUGUCUGACAAAUGGGAAACCCCCACCCCCACCCUCAGCAAAACUCCCCAAGAACAUCCGUCCUUCCCCCCAACUGCUCCUACUCUAUCACUUCCUUUUUUUCCUACAUGAGCGGCUAGCCCCGCCCUCCUACCCCCAAAAUGAAGUUUUACUUCUCCCCUAGACACGCUGCAGGAUGUGUGAACUGAAAAAACUGUGCUAGGAAUUGAACUGGAUGGAACUGAACAAAUGUGAAACCAGUUCUCCUCAGCCAAAUUCUUGCCAAACCUGUCCUGUGGAUGUAGGAGGAGGCAGGGGAUAUGAGAGGCCUGGUGGUGGUGGUGGCCAGAUAUGAGAAGGCCAAUACAGUCUCUUCUUUUAUCUUUAAUAGCCCAGGUGCGUAAGAUGGCGUCAUUUGACUUCAGACGUACGAGUACUUGCACAAGAACUUCCGGUGUGGUCUGUUGAGAGAAGAGAUGUCUUUAUUUUACACUCGCUGUUUGCAGGACCUCCCUAAAAUCACAGUCAAUGAUGUACAUCGCAUCGUGAGUGCUUCCUUGGUAGCUCAGAUGAGCAAAAAAGAACAGGGGUUUAAGAUGUAUAUUUCAAGCUACAUCAACAACUACGAGGGUGAGUAAUGGCAUCAUUAGAACUAUGCUAGCGCAAGCUAGCUAGUCAGCUAAGUUAAUUGGCAGGGGCGAUUAAAUGAAAUGAUACAAAUCAGACAUACCUGGUGUAAAACCGAAUGUCCUCAUAAGAACCUGUAAAUCGUCUCAGGCUGAAUUUGGACUGUAGCUGGACGGUCUCUAGUUGUUUCUGGAGCACUUCUAUUUGUUUCCUCAUUGACUCGUUUUGGGCCAGGGCAUCAUCCAAAGCGGCAGGAUUAGGAGCCAUGCAAUAGUCAUGCUCUUGCAGGCUCUGCUGACUUCCAUCUCAUUAUCAGAGGAGUCCAGAGCUGGCAGAGGGGCGACAGCAGGACGCUCCCGGCGCUCCCACACACCUAGCCUGGGUGCGGGUUUGGAGUACUCAUUCCACGCAAAGAGUGGGGACAGCGCAUUUCUUGAGCCUCCUUAACACACCUGUGGCUGGCGCAGCGAAAUCACCUGGUUCAAAAUGCCAACGACACACUUUAGUACUCUUGGUGACGGUAAAUGCGUCCCUCCGAAUCUUCGCUAGCCACUUAGCCCUUUCCUCGCAGUCACUAGGGAACGAAUGGAAACUUAAGAGAAUUAUAGCACGCCGAUUUCGCACACUGUGGCACACAAUAGCGCUCAGUGGAGCCUGAUUCACGGCGUUAAUACUUGAACGCCCCAUUUUUGCCGUUUGGUCCAUUAAUUAAAGAUUUCGGACGGAUAAGUCAGCAGCAAACUAAUGAUUCAGCAGGACGUAAGCAUCCGGUUAUACCGGAAGUUCUUAUGCAAACAGACACACCUGGAAGUUCCGCAGCGCGACAUUAAUGCACCGAGCCUAUUGAAGAAGACUUGUCCGUUAUCCUCUGGAUACCAGACAGGAAAACCAAUGGUGUGUGGGAGUUUGUUUUUUUUCCUAAUAAAGGGGUAUAUGGCUGAGUGUCAGCCAAUUCAUGCAAAAAGAGUAAAUGUUUUGACAUCACACAAUGUUUUGUUUUUUUUAAUCCAAAAAGCUACUUUACUUUGUCAUGAGUCAUGGGUCUUUAUAUUUUUUUUGUAAAACAAACUUAGACCGAUGUGUCCAUUGCUGAUGGGACAGUGUCUGUUGCCUUUCUUACUAAGACAUUGUUGGUGGUCAGAAGUGCAAUCAUGGGUGUCAUGAUGUUGCAUAUCAUCUUGCUUUUUCAUUCUAAAAGAAACGGAGUGUAUCAUGCUGUACCAUACUAUGUUUAAAAGAUAACAGACUGUAUUAUGCUGUACCAUACCAUGGUUAUUUGGGUUUCGCUUCCAAAUUAUUAUAUUUCCUGUGGAUAUGAAUAAAAAUAAAUCUUUU
Lampris incognitus (smalleye Pacific opah) is the source of this 3874-nucleotide messenger RNA. RefSeq names its product palmitoyltransferase ZDHHC14-like. Gene Ontology annotation, molecular function: protein-cysteine S-palmitoyltransferase activity. Gene Ontology annotation, cellular component: Golgi apparatus; endoplasmic reticulum. The record is from RefSeq and is a predicted model, not a curated record. Gene Ontology annotation, biological process: peptidyl-L-cysteine S-palmitoylation; protein targeting to membrane. Lineage: Eukaryota; Metazoa; Chordata; Actinopteri; Lampriformes; Lampridae.